Molecule: messenger RNA, 1923 nt
Organism: Prunus armeniaca (apricot)
Lineage: Eukaryota; Viridiplantae; Streptophyta; Magnoliopsida; Rosales; Rosaceae
Source: the annotation of a GenBank genome assembly
AUGGAUGUCCUGCUCUUGCGUUUGUUUUUCGUGCUUAUUGUGUUCCCCGUGGCCAUUGUUGUACCAAGCAAAGCAGCUGAUGAUUCUCGUGACUGCCCAAUUCAAAGGUGUAGGGAUGAUGGUCCCGAUAUCAAGUUCCCAUUCCGUCUGAAACACUAUCCACCUCACUGUGGCCAUCCAGAGUUUGAGGUUGUUUGCAGCAGCAGCUUCAACAAUUUGACAAUGAUGAAGCUCUCUUCAUCUUCAGGACUGCUUCCCAUUCAAAAUAUUGAUUAUGAAGCACAAUCCUUCAGCAUAUACGAUGCAGAUGGUUGCCUUCCCAGACGCCUUCUUAAUUUUACUAUCUCCACCAACUCACUCUUUCAACAAGCAAUAUAUUAUCGCCUAAAUUACUACUCUUGCAUGUAUAGAUAUCAUGGAGAUAAUUCGAAGAUCACGUUAUUAAAUUGUUCCACUGCACAAAAUUUUAGUACGGAGAUGAACUAUGGUAGCUACUUUCCCGUCAGAUGUCUCAGUGUCCCAGGGCAUUAUCAAGUUAUUGCUGCUGUGCCAGAAACUACUAAGGCUGACUUGCCGGUGCCUACUUGCACUAGUUUGAGACAACUCUAUCUUCCACUACGAAGAGUGAAUGCUAAUAUGCACCACUGUGAACCGGACAACGUUUUAUGGCUGCUAUGGGAUCUGUGGGAUUUUCCAGCGUGUCAAAACUGUAAUAGAAGAAUGGAAGACUGCUAUUUCAAUUAUAGCAGCAAUGAAAUGUUGAAGUGCCAUCCUUUCAUUCCCCCACACAAACCAAGAGGUCAUAUAUCGACUAGGCAUUUAAUUGUAGGAGUGAGUUUGGCUUGCUGUUUUGUGCUCAUAUCGAUAAUGGCGGUAGCAAUUUUCUUCUAUGUAAAACAACAAAGAAAUAGCAUAGAGGAAAAGGAGAAUCAAAUGAAGGUUGAAAAGUUUCUAAAUGAUCACAAAUCUGAUGUACCAACAAGAUACUCUUAUGCUGAUAUAAAGAAGAUUACAAAUGGAUUUAAGAAGAAGUUAGGGGAAGGUGGUUUUGGAAGCGUUUUCAGGGGAAAGCUUCCCAAUGGAGUUCCAGUUGCCGUAAAAGUCCUCAGUGAUUCUAAGGGAAAUGGGGAUGAUUUCGUUAACGAAGUGGGAACCAUUGGCAGAAUUCACCAUGUUAACGUGGUUCGUCUAUUGGGGUUUUCUGCUGAAGCAGGCAAGCGUGCAGUUAUUUAUGAGCUCAUGCCAAACAGGUCCCUGGAGAAGUUCAUCUCGUCUAAAGAUCAAUCUAAUAAUGCUUUGUUCGAUUGGGAGAAACUUGACAACAUUGUCAAAGGUAUAGCAAAGGGAAUUGAGUAUCUUCACCAAGGGUGUGAACAGAGGAUCCUCCACUUCGACAUCAAGCCUCAUAAUAUCUUGCUAGACCAUGACUUCAAUCCAAAGAUCUCUGAUUUUGGUCUGGCUAAACUGUGUUCCAAGGAAGACAGCAUCAUAUCUAUGACUGCCGCUAGAGGCACAGUAGGCUACAUUGCACCAGAAGUGUUCAAUGGGAACUUUGGAAGCGUGUCCCACAAGUCAGAUGUGUAUAGUUUUGGGAUGCUAGUGCUUGAAAUUGUUGGAGCUAGGAAGGAAGCUGCUGUUACAUCUAGCACCACCAAUGAGGGCUACUUUCCCGAAUUGAUUUAUAAAUGUCUCAUUCAAGGAGAAGCACUGGGUUUGGAGCUAAUAAAGACGGAUGAGGAUGCUGAGAUUGCUAAGAAACUAGUGAUUGUUGCACUUUGGUGCAUCCAGUGGUACCCGGUGAAUCGGCCUUCCAUGAAAGCAGUUGUUAGAAUGCUAGAAGGAGCCUCUGAAAACCUGAUCAUGCCGCCGAAUCCGUUUGCUUCCGCAACAAGUACUCAGAGUCAGACAGAGCCACGCUACUAA